Limulus polyphemus (Atlantic horseshoe crab) is the source of this 6521-nucleotide messenger RNA. Its product is annotated as otoferlin-like. Gene Ontology annotation, biological process: plasma membrane organization. Bases 256 to 6408 code for a protein of 2050 amino acids. Gene Ontology annotation, cellular component: membrane. The transcript has 47 exons. The record is from RefSeq and is a predicted model, not a curated record. Lineage: Eukaryota; Metazoa; Arthropoda; Merostomata; Xiphosura; Limulidae.
CAGACAAUUAGCUAACGAUAUGUUUAACUGAAAACCUCGUAGCCACCAAGAUAGUCUUAAUUUUCAAAGUUUUAAUAUUCAACAUUUCUUUUCUUAGACGUUGGCACUUCUGUUAAAAAGGCGACGCAAUAAGGUAAUGCGGAAACUAUUUCUAAGAGUAGGGCAUCAUUGAUGAACCCAGCUUUUCCAUUUUACGCCAGACUUUCCAAAGUAUAAACUUUCUCACUCGUCGAAUUAUUUUUCCAUCUGUUUACAAUGGCACUGAGGCUAAAACUCCAGCAGGUCACAGGACUCAGAAGCAGAGGAGAACGACUGGCCAAAGCUACAUUUAGAGGAGUUUCCCGCUAUACAAAGGUUGUAGAAAACUCAGAUGACAUCGCAAUAUUUGACGAGGUGUUUGAAUGGCCUGUAGCCAGAGCUGUUGAAAGUCACGAAGUUUUGGAAAUUCAAUUACUCAAUUACAACAAAUAUUUCACCAACAAAGUAACUGGAUGUUACGGACUUGUUCUUCAACAGUUAAUAGAAGACGGACACCUGACCCUCACAGAUAUGUUGUUAGACAUCAACAAUAUGCCAAUUGGGAUCGACAUAACAUUUGAAGUGAGUUACACGGCACCAGAUGGCUCUGUGGGCAACCGGAAGAGCAGUGGUUUCCAAUAUGGAAGCUUUGAUGACGACAGGCAAGCACUCAUCGACAUUGAAGAGAAUAUUGCUAAUCUCGAACGCAGCAUUAGUCAACGAGCUGAGUUAGGAGUGGGUUCUCACCAGGGAUCGCUUGCCAGUUUACUUCCCCCAAAAUCUCCGGAGAGAAAACGAUCUCUUCCUGCUACAAUGAAAAGUCUAGCAAGUAUGAUGAGAUUAGGAAAACAUCGCCCUUUGUCUGAUGAUGAAGAAAAGGCUUCCUUGAAAGGCUCGGAACACCUAGAAUAUGGCUCAACACACACACUGACACGGAAAGUAAGUGAUAAUUUGAUCUAUAUGAACUCAAGCGGUGACGAAGACAACCAGGCAAAAGUAUUGGAAGAAUUAGUUGUGGAUACGGCGCCAUACUCCAUCACCACUCCAGUGGUCGUCAAAAGGCCUAAACUAACUCACGAGAUGCAACCGGUUGCUCUAAAGGCACAAGAUUUUCAGGUGUGUAUUACCAUUAUUGAAGCACGCCACUUGGCGGGACUUAAUAUGGACCCCGUUGUUUGUGUUCAAGUAGGCGAUCAGAAGAAAUACACUAGUGUAAAGGAGUCUACAAACUGCCCAUACUAUAAUGAAUAUUUCGUCUUUGACUUUCAUAUUGCUCCAGCAUUGUUGCUUGACAAAAUGGUUACACUCACGGUCCUACAUUCACGUAAAUUCUUACGCAAGGGUAUCAUAGUUGGUACAUUCAAGUUAGAUGUCCGGACUGUAUUUUCCCAACCUGAUCACCAGUUUUACCAUAAGUGGGCAUUGAUGACUGACCCAGAUGAUGUUUCAGCUGGCCCUAAAGGUUAUUUGAAAUGUGAUAUUUCGGUUGUUGGAAAAGGAGAUACGGUGAAGCCACCUCCAAAAUCUGAAAAAGAUGAAGAUGAUAUUGAAGCAAACAUGCUACUACCAGAUGGCGUACCUUCCGAAAGACAGCAUGCCAGAUUUACAGUGAAAAUAUACAGAGCAGAUGGAUUGCCUCGGAUGAAUGCGAGCAUUAUGGCAAAUGUGAAAAAAGCAUUCGUUGGAAGUUCGAAGGAUUUCAUUGAUCCUUAUGUGCAAGUGUCCUUCGCAGGUCUGACGGGUAAAACAACAGUGCGGAAAGGCUCGUGUUCUCCAGUUUGGAAUGAACAGAUUGUUUUCACUGAAAUGUUUCCUCCCCUUUGUCAACGAAUGAAGAUUCAGGUCCGAGACAGUGAUACAGUGAAUGACACUGUUUUGGGGACCCAGUAUAUUGAGCUGUCAAAAAUUUCUAAUGAAGGGGAAAGCGGUUUUCUUCCUACUUUCGGACCUUCUUUUGUCUAUCUCUACGGGUCAACUAGAGAAUACUCCUUAUUCGACGAACAUACAGCUCUAAAUGACGGACUUGGUGAAGGUGUCAUGUUUCGUGGUUGUCUCUUAAUAGCUCUUCGGACCGAAAUUUUAGACACUAUGGACACAACUGUUUCUGAUGUCUAUUUGGAGCAAACUUUACCAAUAAGUGAGAGCGCCUAUGGAAGGAAUGACGAAUUCUUUUUGUAUGGAUGUGUGCUGGAAGCAUCUAUGAUAGAAAGAAAAAUUGGAGAGAAACCCAUUUACUUCGAAAUAUCAAUAGGAAAUGCAGGCAAUGCACUCGAGGGCCAAAGAUGGGGCUCUCAGAGCCAUGAUACUGACAGUGAAUCAGACUCAGAUUCAGGUCCUGAAUCCGUUCAGAGUGAUCUUGCUUGUCAGUCCACCACAUCUCCAGUACGACCACUUUCUGGUGAUAGGCAGUACUAUUAUUUACCUUACGGAGACGACAAGCCUUGCAUGUGGGUCCGGAGUGUGUGGCAGGACCACCGGCGAAGACUUUAUAACUCAAAUAUCAUCUCUAAAAUAGCAGAGAAGUUGGAAAGUGGACUUAUUGAUGUGCAAGAAAUGGUACGUCUUGAGCGCCCCCAUGCGGACCGUCGUCUACGAGGUGUUUUAGAAGAGCUUGCCAGCGGUUGUAGUCGGUAUCUGACAAUUAUUAAGGGAACGGGCGGAGGAGCCACUGGAAAAACAAAGCUCGACAAGGAAAGAUUAAAAUUGUGUCAAAGAGAAAUGGAUCACAUCGCUACUAUGGCCAGAACAAUGAAACCAUUAAUUAACAAAAACUCUAUCAAAGAAAAACUGAAGACCACACAAGGAUUCCUCCUUAAGCUAAAGGACAUGGAAGACCCUCAACAUGCGCUUCCCGAUGUUUUCGUGUGGAUGAUAAGUGGUGGAAAACGUGUCGCCUACUCUCGACUGCCUGCUAGGGACCUUCUCUUCUCUAUUGUUGAGGAAGAAGCAGGAAAACUUUGCGGGAAAGUUCAGACUCUCUUCCUAAAGUUACCAGGUAAAAAGAGUAAUGGCCCUGGCGGCUGGUCGAUACAGGCAAAACUCCAAAUAUACCUUUGGUUGGGUUUAACAAAGCACAAGAAACAUUACCUGAAAGGACUUCCAAAAGGAUACGACAUUACGUCAGAAAUCAGAAAUGCCGACAAGCUACAGGUGUCUCCGCCACUGAUGCUGCACUAUUCUGAAAAACAGGGUUUCGAAUUACGGGCUCACAUGUAUCAGGCUCGAUCGUUGAUUGGAUCAGAUGCCUCAGGCCUUUCGGAUCCAUUCGCUCGCGUCAUCUUUAGUGACCAAAGCCAAACCACGCAGGUAAUUGACGAAACCUUGAGUCCCACGUGGGACGAAAUGCUCAUCUUUUCUGAAGUUGUGGUAUACGGGAGCAAAGAAGAUAUUAAAGAUGAUCCUCCAGUUAUCGUUGUCGAAAUUUUUGAUCAGGAUAAAGUGGGAAAAUCUGAAUUUAUCGGACGAACUUUAGCGAGACCAUACGUGAAAUUCAGGGACGAACCUUAUGCGAAGCCUCAUUUUCCACCUAACCUAGAGUGGCACGACAUCUAUCGGGGCUCCGAGCAAGCGGGAGAGCUUUUAGCUACCUUUGAACUCCUACAGCUCUCUGAAACAGAAGAAAAAGGUGAUAUACCGGAGCUCCCGCAGCCGAAGGAAAACCUCUGGAGGUCCGACAGAGGUCCUGUGCUUCCUGUUCCACGAGGGAUCAGACCUACGCUUUCAAAAUAUCGUAUUGAGGUUCUCUUCUGGGGCAUGAGAGACUUGAAACGUGUGCACUUGAUGACAGUAGACAGACCCCGGGCAGACAUUGAGUGUGCAGGGAAGGUACUGCAGUCGUCUGUAAUUCUGAACUACAAGAAAAACCCCAAUUUUACCACGCCAGUCAAGCAUUUUGAUGUGGAACUACCAGACCAAGAGCUGUACUGUCCACCACUAACUAUUAGGGUGAUAGACUGUAGAAGUUUUGGCAGGUUUACCUUAGUCGGAACCCACUCCAUAAGUUCACUCCAAAAGUUCAUGUACAAACCAGUUACCAAAAAGGACCGGGAUGGUGAGCAGAAGAAAUCCCUUCUCUUGACACCAGGUUAUCAACAGACGCUUUCCGUUCCCGCGAUGGAUGCACCAAUGGACGUGGAUAAUGAAGAUAACUCGCUGCUUCCAAGAGAAACAGUUAUUACCCUUGACUAUGCAAAUAUUUCUAAGUCAAAGAAAGAGGUUAAAAGUGACUUGAACAAACGUAAGAAGAAGCAACGUGUGGAUGACGUAGAGGAAGAUGAGGAGAGCCGUGAUUGGUGGACGCGAUAUUUUGCGUCAGUAGAAGCAGCGAUGAAAGAAAAGAAAAAUAGCAGUAAUGUAAUCACAGAUCCACAUGAUAACAGACUUAUGUCAUCAUCAUCACCCGUUUCUGCUAAUGGGGAACUGUUUAGUCCAGAAGGAGGAAACAAACUGAGUGCCAAAGAUGCAAAACGUAUGGAGAAGGAACUAGAACGACUAGAACACGAGUACAACUCCUCUGAUUCUGAUAAGAAGACAAGAUCUUUCAAAUCUACUUCAACAGCAGUUCGAUUUGUUCAGAAAUUGUCACCAAAGUCCCAGAGAAAACACAUGAAUAAUGAAUCAUUACUAAAGGUCUAUCCUCAUGAACUAGAACAAGUUCCAGAGUUUAACAGUUUCAAAGAAUGGCUUCACUCUUUUGAACUCUACAGAGGCAAAAAAACAGGUUACGAAACAGAUGACCAGAGUCGGGUUGUCGGAAUAUUUAAGGGGUCUCUGAAAGUCUACCGUUAUCCUCUUCCAAAGAAUAUUCAAGAUCAUACCAUCACUGGAGCCGACCCACAAUAUGGGCUUUUUCAAGGCCUGCCUAGUAACGACCCGAUUCAUGUUUUAGUAAGAGUGUAUGUUGUCAAGGCUUCAGACCUUCAUCCAGCAGAUCUGAAUGGAAAAGCUGAUCCUUACAUCGUUAUUAACCUUGGUUCAAAACGAACAAGUGAUAAGGAGAAUUACAUCUCUAAGCAACUGAAUCCCAUUUUUGGAAAGUGUUUUGAGUUUGAGGCCACAUUUCCUCAAGACUCCUUGUUGACAGUGCAGAUUUUUGACUGGGACCUGCUAGGAAGCGAUGACUUGAUUGGAGAAACAAAGAUUGACUUAGAGAACCGGUUUUAUAGUCGUCAUCGUGCUACCUGUGGUAUUGCUCAGCGAUAUGAAACGUCCGGGCCGAACCAGUGGCGGGAUCCCAUGAAGCCUACACAGAUUUUAACGAAACUAUGUAAAGACAACAAAUUAGAUGGACCACAUUUUAUGCAUAACCGAGUACGAGUAGGAAACCGCGUUUUUACUUUUCACGUUGAAUGCGAGGACGAAGGAACAAGAGUGAGUGAGGAACAUCUUGCUUUAGCUGUUAUUCAUCGAUGGGAGGAAAUCGCUAAAGUUGGUUGCAGUUUGGUUGAAGAGCAUGUGGAGACCAGACCCCUGUAUCAUCCAGAUAAGCCAGGUAUCGAACAGGGUAAACUUGAAAUAUGGGUGGACAUGUUCCCAAUGGAUAUGCCACUUCCUCGACCUCCAACUGAUAUUUCGCCGAGAAAACCGAAGAGCUACGAGCUGCGAGUUAUCAUCUGGAACACAGACGACGUCGUUUUAGAAGACGAUGCUUUCUUCACGGGUGAAAAAAUGAGCGACAUCUAUGUGAAAGGGUGGCUGAAAGGACCUGAAGAUACUCAGUGCACUGAUAUCCACUACAGGUCUCUAACUGGAGAAGGAAACUUUAACUGGAGAUAUAUUUUUCCGUUCGAUUAUUUGCCUGCGGAGGAAAAAAUUGUCAUCUCCCGCAAGGAGUCUUUGUUUUCUUGGGACGAGACAGAGUGCAAAAUCCCUGCCCGGCUGGAACUCCAAGUGUGGGAUGCUGACCAUUUCUCUGCUGAUGAUUUUUUAGGUGCCAUAACCCUCGAUCUAAACCGUUUCCCUCGUGGAGCCAAAUCUUCGAAGUUGUGUACUCUAGACAUGUUAAAAGCAGAUGGCAGCGUCCCCACUGUUUCUUUAUUUAAACAACGGCGUAUAAAAGGAUGGUGGCCUUUCUAUGUCAAAAAAGAAAAUGAAGAAAUGGAGCUAACGGGCAAGGUAGAAGCUGAACUUCACUUGUUGGUGAAGGAAGAUGCUGAGAAGGCGCCAGCUGGCAUGGGCCGUUCUGAGCCAGAUCCUCUAGAUAAGCCCAAUCGACCGGAUUCGUCGUUCAUUUGGUUCUUGAAUCCUCUGAAGUCUAUAAGAUACAUUGUAUGGCAUAACUACAAGUGGGUCAUUAUCAAAGUCAUCAUCUCUUUUCUUUUGAUCCUCAUUUUCGCUCUCUUCGUCUACUCGAUGCCGGGCUACACCGUGAAGAAAAUGUUUGGGGCCUAACAACAUUGCGAUUAGUCUGAGAUAUCAAAACAAGUUAACAAUGAAAUUUAAAAGAUUGGUAUUUUAACUUAAUUAUUUCUUGUAUUUUAAGUCACAUUUUUCAUGUUCAGUAA